Molecule: messenger RNA, 624 nt
Organism: Aspergillus fumigatus Af293
Lineage: Eukaryota; Fungi; Ascomycota; Eurotiomycetes; Eurotiales; Aspergillaceae
Exons: 4
Coding region: 1-624 (207 amino acids)
Source: RefSeq, a predicted model, not a curated record
AUGACUGUUGCGUCCGGGUCUGACUGUCCUUGGGUAGACAGGCAAUGUCCUCGUUGCCCAGAGUAUCGUGCUCUCCGGCCUGACGUCGGCGCACAACAAAAGCACUCCUUCGUGAGACCCGGGGCCUCCUGGGCCACACGCCCAGCAAUUGGACGAAGCAUUUGCGCUGCUGCCUACCUCCUCGCCAAGCCGAGCCAUGACGCAACCGACGUCAUCGUCGAUCUUCCGGAUCCAGAUCUUGCGCCUCGUGGAGAUCCCCAUCCCCACCGGCACCGAGAUCCUCUGGGCCCUGCAUGCAUCUCCGUCGAUCUGGGGCCGGCCGCGAGCCAUCGCGACACCUUCAGCAUGAGCAUCAGCAACACCGACAGCCAAGUCCAGCGGAAUCCACUACGCAGCAUCUGUCCGGGCCCUGCAUGUGAUUCUGGACACGACCCUGUUUACCCUAGCGCUACUGGUGAAAGAUCCGAUCUACCAGGGAAGGCAGUCCAUGCCAUGGUCGGAAUGCCAGUGCAAGCCGAGGAGACAGGGGGACCGAGAGGCCAAGUUUGUGGUUUGGGUGGAGCGUGGUCUGGUGCAUUUUGUGUUCCUACUACAGCACCUGUGGCUGGGACGCAGCAUGUAUGA